AAAGAAAUCCGAGAUUUCUACUCGGUUAACUUUAUCGAUUGAAAAUUGAUCCUUACACGAACCUCUUCCAUUGCGAUAAUAUAUUUUCCAUGAUGUCCGUGAACAAGCAAAGUUAAACACUUAAAGGCCCACAACAAACAUUGGCUGUGGUUGGAACGUUUACUGCUAGGGAGAUUUGUUAUUCUGGACAUCAUGAGCAUAUUUCUGGAGUAAAUGACAUGCCAUGAAGGAUGCCAUACAAACAGUUCCACAGAGCAAGUGUUUCCCAGCCAAAUGAGUUUGAACUCCAACACAGACCUCCCCAUAUUAACCAUCUACCUCCAUUAAGUGCACCAUGGCCGGCCCUAAGUGAGACCCCUAAAAUUGUUGAACAAGGCUCCUAUACCAAAGCUGUUCCAGUCAAGCAGAAGAAAUUAGUUCGAGGCGUCAGUGAUUGCAUAGGUAGCAACUAUAGUCCUAGAGCUGCUCAUUUAACUACCUCACACAUUUACGAAACUACUAAACAAGCUUACACAACUGAAGAGACCUACUUUCUAUCGCCAAGAAGGUCAACGGUAUCUCUGAAUUCUUCCAAUGGUCAUCCUAGUUGGACUUCACCCUUGACAAAAAGUAAUAAUAGUUUAGGGCAUUCCAUUCUUGUGGAUGCGACCAGUUUUCGCGUUAUAAGUGAAACAAAGAAAACAGCCGACAGCUUCAACCAACCAGCUCCUGAAGAUGUCAUUAUCAAACAUGGAGAUAGUUUGCUUUUGGAAAUCAAGGAGGAAGAGGACAACGAUGAUCAAAGUCACUUGAACCAAAGAAAUGGAAACCUUGCUGAUAACACACCAAGAACAUGGAGUUCUGUUCCAAUGGAAACAGUAAUAGAGGCAGAUUUUCAUGAAUAUUCCAGUGACCAUGACGAAGAAGAAGAAAUGAAAACUCUCCAAGAAAUGAUUCUUGUCGAUGUACCCAACCAUGAUAAUCAUACUCAGGAAUGUUUAGAUGUUAAAUUUCCACCUUGGUAUUUUUCAACUCAUGGUCUUUCCCGUCCUUCAACACCAGCUGAGGAAGAGAGAGAAAGAUACUUCCUACUGGCAGAGAAAGCCAUUGAUCCAAAUAUGGUGGGUCCUAUAACAAAGGAAACAUUAGAGGGAAUUUAUCACUUUGUUCCAAGAUCAAUAAGGGCCAAGUUCCCAAAUGCUAGCAGAGCAUUUCUGAAGGAAAUGGACUUUGAUUAUAGAGCAUCUGUGAGAAGAGCAAUUUUAGACUAUAUUCUACUUGAUCAAGCUGAACAACAGAGGCUAGGUUUACUUUUGCCACUAAAGCCAUCCAAUCUGGCAGGUCGAGAUGGCUUUCCAUGGCAUGAAAAUGUUCAAGAAGCAAGACACAUCAUUGAGAAAAAUCUUUUUGUAACACAUCCAAUAAUGAGGAUCAUUUUAUAUGACUUUCAUGUCAGAUUCAAUGACUUUCGGCUUAUUGAUAUUAAUGACUUGAAAAAGCUAAUGCCAGUUACAAUGGAAGAGUUCCUGAACCAUGUCAAAGUGUCUAGCAGCUCAGCAGCCGAAACUCUUCAAAAAGUUUGGCUGUCAGAUUGCUGUAAUCUGAUUGAUGAAAUGAGGGAUGAAAUAGAAGCAUGGAUGCCAGUUGAUACAGAAUCCAGAAUCACCAUGAUGGAACAUUUCUUUAACAGUGUUGCUUCCCUUAUGUCUGUCCUGUUGAGACAGAUUGUUGAAAAAUCUAUCCAAGAUUUAGUCUCACUCAUUGAAAACUACUCAGAAGGCAAUAUGUACGAAGGGACUUAUGACAUCACCACCACAAUAGGCCUGCCAAAUACUUUACAUCCUAUUAAAAUAUUUCUGAAAGAAGAUGUUCACAACUCCACUCUACAGUUUAGUCCUUCAAUACCUGAAAUUUGUGAUUUCUUCUGUCUUAUUGUUGACACAAUUAUAUCCAGUGUACAGAAACUUAGCAGAAUAGAACAAAAACUUUUUCAAGAUGUUGAAGACACCAGGACAAUUCUGUCUGUAGAAGUGGAAGAAGAAAUAGUUGAGGCAGCCAAAGAUAGAAUAAGAAGUGUCAUGCUUGCUAAUAGCCAUGGGCCUAAAAAGUACAAGUCAGUGUAUGAAACAUUCAAGUAUUUGUACACAAAAGAAACAGAGAGCCAAGUCCAGCAUUAUGUCACUGGUGACCACCCAUUGAAGGAGUACAGAACUGUGAUAGAGAAACUAAAACAAAUGGCUUGGGAUAUUGGCUCCCUACCAGUGUAUAUUCCUUUACACUUGUUUCUGUUGGACUGUACACAUAUCAAUCAGUGGCUAGUUGACACUGCUAGGAGAUUCAUCAAUACCAUGGUAGGAAAGGUGACAGAAACAAACAACAAGUUUGAUCGUCAGAUAUGCUUUGAGUAUGAUGCAAUAGUCAAACGAUGCUCUUACCAAGCAGAGAACACCAGAGAACUUGUACAGCUACAAGAUUAUGUGGAAAGUUUGAAAGUUGUGCAAUUACUUCAAUUAAAAACAAAAUUAGAAAUAGCUGCAGAAAAUUUGAUUUUUCUGAUGGAGUAUGCCUAUUUGCCUAAAGAGGAUAUCAAUUUGCAUAAUACAACAUUCACCUGGCCUCAAAGGAUUAUCCCCAUCAUAAACUCAACGGAAACCAAGUUGCAGAGAGAACAUGAUCUAGCCUGUAACAAAUUAAAAGAAAAGAAGAAACAAUUUGAGAUUCUUCUGAGUGAAUAUUCAAAAAAAGUGAAAGACUUUGGAAUGAAAGACAGAAUGUCAGAGUCUGAGAAGUAUGUCACAGAACUAGAAGACAUAGCAAUGAGAAUUGAAGAAUUUCAAGCCAAGAAAGUGGAGAUCAAUCAGGAAGAACAAAUGCUAGAUCUAGAUAUCCAGACUGAGUAUAAUCAGAUAGAUGACAUCAGAGCUCGCAAAGAACCUUUUGAAAAACUCUGGACCACUGCUGUACACUUUCAACAAGUGCAUGACAAAUGGAUGAAUGGGCCAUUUCUAGAGGUCAAUGCAGAGGAUGUUGAAGAAGGAGUUCAGACAUUAUGGAGGACUGCUUAUAAACUGACCAAAGUCUUCUCUCACUCUGAUAUGAAAGGGCCUUUGAGAGUGUCUGCAACCAUUAAAGCUAAACUUGAGAAGUUCAAAAUAAAUAUGCCUUUAAUCACAGCACUGUGUAAUCCAGGAAUAAAACAGAGGCAUUGGGAUCUCAUGAGUCAAAAGACUGGAUUUGAUAUUACUCCAAAAAAAGACACCCCUCUUCAAGAAGUUCUACAGUUAGGUCUAGAGAAAUAUCUUGAAGAACUUGCUGGUAUCAGUUCCCAAGCAAGUAAAGAGUAUGCUCUUGAGAAGGCAUUGAAAAGAAUGAAAGAUGAAUGGGAAGUAAUGCAAUUCACAUUUGUGCAAUAUAAGGAUUCAGGGGUCAAUAUACUCUCCUCCUUCGAUGAUAUACUGGUAUUACUUGAAGACCAUACAGUUAAAACAAUGACAAUGAAGGGUUCUCCAUUUAUCAAACCUUUUGAAGAGGAAAUAAAUAAAUGGGAUCUACUUCUGCACAGGAUGAAAAGUAUUUUAGAUUCCUGGUUGCGGGUUCAGUCUGCCUGGCUGUACCUUGAGCCCAUCUUUGGCUCCCAAGAUAUUAGAAACCAGAUUCCUGUGGAGGGAAAAAUGUUUGAGGAAGUUGAUGGACAUUGGAGAGACAUCAUGCUCAAGUCAGUACAGAAUACUAAAGCCUUGGUUGUUGUUUCCCAGGAAGCAAUGUUGGAAAAACUACAGCAGUCAGAGUCAAAACUGGACGACAUACAAAGAGGUUUAAAUGACUACCUGGAAAAGAAGCGUCUCUUUUUCCCAAGAUUUUUCUUCCUCUCUAAUGAUGAGCUACUAGAGAUUUUGUCUGAAACAAAAGACCCACUCAGGGUACAGCCUCAUUUGAAAAAGUGUUUUGAAGGCAUAGCGUGUUUGACCUUUGAUGUAAAUAAAGUCAUACUGGCAAUGGAAUCAGCUGAAAAGGAAAGAGUGAAUUUUACAAUGAAAAUUAUUCCAGCUGAUGCUCAGGGAUUAGUGGAGAGAUGGUUACAACAGGUUGAGCAAGUCAUGAAGAUGAGUUUGAAAGAGGAGAUGGGAAAAGCUGUGAAGGCUUACUCUCUUACAAAACGUGGUGAGUGGGUUUUACAGUGGCCUGGCCAGAUAGUGCUUGCAGCAAGCCAAAUACAUUGGACAGCUGAAGUUACACAGGCAAUUAGAUUUGGAGGUCUGAAGGCCUACUUGGCUCGUAGCAAUAAACAAGUGGAAGAAAUUGUUGAAAUGGUGAGAGGAAAGCUUACAAAAAUGGCCAGGAUAACACUAGGAGCUCUAAUUGUUAUAGAUGUACAUGCUCGAGAUGUGAUUAGUAAUUUGCUGCACACAACCAGUCCAGAUGACUUCUCAUGGAUUUCCCAGCUCAGAUAUUACUUCAAGGAUUCUGUUUGCAAUGUGCAGAUGAUCACAACACAGGUGGCUUAUUGCUAUGAAUACUUGGGUAACACAGGUCGAUUGGUUAUUACACCUUUGACUGAUAGGUGUUACAGAACAUUGAUGGGAGCUUUGCUACUAAACCUUGGUGGGGCACCUGAAGGUCCUGCAGGAACUGGCAAAACAGAAACAUCUAAAGACUUGGCCAAGGCUGUGGCUAAACAGUGUGUUGUGUUCAACUGCUCUGAUGGAUUAGAUUACAAGGCGAUGGGCAAAUUUUUUAAAGGUCUUGCCCAGUCUGGUGCAUGGGCUUGCUUUGAUGAGUUUAACAGGAUCGAGUUAGAGGUACUGUCUGUGAUUGCCCAACAAGUGCAAACUAUUCAAAGAGCCAUCAUGGACAAGGCUGGAACAUUUGUUUUUGAAGGAACUGAGAUCUCCCUGGAUCCUACUUGUACCAUUUUCAUAACAAUGAAUCCUGGCUAUGCUGGAAGAGCUGAACUACCAGACAAUCUCAAAGUGCUUUUCCGUACAGUAGCCAUGAUGGUUCCAGACUAUGCAAUGAUUGCAGAAAUUUCUCUUUAUUCUAAUGGAUUUGUUAAUUCAAGAAGCCUAGCUUUAAAAAUUGUGGCCACUUACAGACUUUGUUCUGAACAAUUGUCAUCUCAACAUCACUAUGACUAUGGCAUGAGAGCUGUCAAAUCUGUCCUUACCGCGGCUGGAAACUUGAAACUCAAAUAUCCAGAACAAGAAGAGGAUGUAUUAGUAUUGAGAUCUAUUUGUGAUGUGAACCUUCCCAAGUUUUUGUCAGAUGAUCUGGAGCUUUUCAAAGGCAUCAUUUCGGAUUUAUUUCCUGACAUUAGUUUACCAGAACCUGACUACAGGUGUCUGGAGGAAGUGUUGGUUGAAAGAAUCAAAGAAACCAAUUUACAGUGUGUGCCCUGGUUCAUCUCCAAAAUAAUACAAAUUUAUGAAAUGAUUCAAGUCAGGCAUGGCUUAAUGAUUGUUGGAGAUCCGCUUGGUGGAAAAACAUCAGCCUUCAAAACUCUGGCUUCAUCCUUAGGAAACUUACAUCGAAAAGGAUUAAUGGAAGAAAACCUUGUCAUUUACAACAUCAUAAACCCUAAAGCAAUCACGAUGGGCCAAUUGUAUGGCAGAUUUGAUCCAGUGUCUCAUGAAUGGACUGAUGGUGUUCUAGCCAAUACUUUCAGACAACAUGCUUCAGACUCCAGCCCUAGUCGUAAGUGGAUUGUGUUUGAUGGACCAGUGGAUGCCAUAUGGAUUGAAAAUAUGAAUACUGUACUGGAUGAUAACAAAAAGCUUUGUCUAAUGAGUGGAGAAAUAAUACAAAUGAAUAGCACACAGAAUAUGAUAUUUGAACCACAAGAUUUAGAACAAGCAUCACCAGCAACAGUUAGCAGAUGUGGGAUGAUCUACAUGGAUCCAUCACAACUAGGCUGGGAGCCAUUCAUUGCUUCAUGGCUUGCAACGGAACUGCCUUCUGUUUUAAAGAAAGAACAAAGAGAUAUGAUUAAGCUCCUGUUUGAUUGGAUUCUACCGCCAUGUUUAAAUUUUGUGAUGAAAUCUUGCAAGCAUAUCUUGCAGUUACAGCAGCUUCACUAUGUGGUUUGUUUACUCAAAAUGUACAGUUGCCUUAUGGAGGAAGUCAAGAAGCUAGGUAAAGAUGAUGAAGAUGAUGACAACUUUGUCGUUGGUGACAUGGAUAAAGAGGAAACUGAGGCAGACUCUACAGUCCCAGUGGGAGCCAGUGAGAAGAAGCUGGAAGAGGAGCGCACCAACAUGCUUGUGGCUUACUUUUUAUUCUCAGUGGUUUGGUCUCUUGGCUCCACACUGGACAAUGAUUCCAGAAUAAAGUUUGAUGAGUUUUUCAGAGAGCUGUGUGAUAUGGAAGCCAGCAAAGACAAAUUCCCAAAGCCUAAAGAUCUGAAGUUUCCAAGAGCUGUUCUCAUCCCAAAAAAAGGGUUGAUCUAUGAUCAUGUCUUUGUCCGUAAACAGUUUGGAUCCUGGAGUACAUGGGCAAGUCAAGUGCAAAGUGCUAACAUAGAUGAUAAAACUCAGGUCAAUUCUCUGAUAAUCUCAACAGUAGAAACAGAGAGGCAACGUUACUUUCUCAAACUUUUUCUUCCUAAAGAUUUCCCUCUUCUGUUUGUUGGUCCAACAGGAACUGGUAAAAGUGCCAUUACAAACAGUUAUCUGCUUGAAUUACCCAGAGACAAGUAUGUGAUCAACAACAUUAACUUUUCAGCACAGACAACAGCCAAUCAAACACAAGAUAUAAUAUUCUCUAAACUUGAAAGAAGAAAGAAAGAUAUUUAUGGGCCAACAGUUGGGAAGAAGAUGUGUAUUUUUGUGGAUGAUCUGAACAUGCCAGCAAAAGAAAAAUAUGGGGCACAGCCUCCAAUAGAAAUAUUAAGACAGUGGAUUGAUCAUGGAUUCUGGUAUGACAGAAAAGACACCAGCAAACUGCGAUUGGUAGACAUUGUGAUGGUUUCUGCAAUGGCUCCACCUGGUGGUGGUAGAAACACUGUCACUCCAAGAUUUUUACGUCAUUUCAAUAUUAUCACAAUUGAAAGCUUUAGUGAGGAUACAAUGAAGAAUAUUUUUACUCCAAUAGUUGACUGGCAUUUCAAGUCAUUUGAGACAGCUCAGAGAAAAUAUUCACGGAUUAUCAUUGCCUCUACCAUGGAAGUUUACCUUUCUGCAGUGAUGAACUUCUUGCCAACUCCCUCUAAGUCUCAUUAUUUGUUCAAUUUGAGAGAUUUGUCUAGAGUGGUACAAGGUAUACUGCUACUCCAGCCAAGACUAGUGCCUCCUGGAUUGGAAGGAAACCAGAAAAUUGCAAGGCUUUGGAUACAUGAAGUUUACAGAGUCUUUUGUGACCGUUUGGUGGAUGAAGAAGAUAGGAACCAAUUUUUCAGAAUCAUUAAACACUGUGUUGAGCUUCAGUUCAAAGAAAAGUUGAACACACUUUUUAGUCACAUUGUAGAACCUGGGAAACUAAUUGUGGAUGAAGAUAUUCGUUCACUUAUAUUUGGAGAUUUCAUUUCUAAAUCGAAAGGCAACGAAUGUCUCUAUGAUGAGAUUCAAAAUUUGGAGGAACUCAAGAGAACUGUUGAGCACUAUUUAGAAGAUUUUAAUCUGACAAGUAAAACACCAAUGGACCUUGUGAUAUUUCACUUUGCUAUUGAACAUAUUUCUCGUAUAAGUAGAGUUUUGAAACAGCCCAAUGGUCAUUGUUUGUUAGUAGGUGUUGGAGGCACUGGCCGCCAAAGUGUAACCCGAUUAGCUGCAUUUAUAUCUGACUUUGAACUCUUCCAAAUUGAAAUUACGAAAAACUAUUCCAUGAAUGAGUGGAGAGAAGACAUCAGAAAGAUGAUGCGACGGACUGGAGACCUAGGUGUCUCCACAGUUUUUCUCUUUGGGGAUCAUCAGAUCAAGGAUGAAUCAUUUCUUGAGGACAUCAACAUGAUGCUAAACACUGGGGACAUUCCAAACUUGUUUGAAAAUGAAGAGCGGCUAGAGAUUAUAGAAAAGAUGCAAACUCUUUGUCAGAAAGAAAAUAUCCAGAUUGAGUUCACUCCACUGAAUAUGUAUAACAAGUUCAUUGAAAGGAUCAGACAUCACCUUCAUAUUGUUUUAGCAUUUAGUCCAAUUGGGGAAGCUUUCAGAAACAGACUGAGAAUGUUUCCUUCUUUGAUCAACUGCUGCACAAUAGAUUGGUUCAAGGCCUGGCCAGAAGAUGCAUUGGAGAUGGUAGCUAACAAAUUCUUAGAUGAUGUAGAAAUGUCAACAGAAAUAAGAAGUGAAACAGUCACAAUGUGUAAACACUUCCAUGAAAGUGUCAGAGCUUUAUCUCAAAAGUAUUAUGAAGAGAUGAGAAGAGUCAACUAUGUCACGCCCACCUGUUACCUAGAGCUUAUAAAAACUUUUAAAACUCUGCUGGGUAAACAAAGACUUCAGAUCCUCACCUUGAAGAACAGAUACAAUGUUGGGUUAGAGAAACUUCAGUUCUCUGAGGGCCAGAUUAAUGUGAUGCAAACUGAGCUGCUGGAGCUACAACCUAAGCUUAUUGAGACUAGUCAGGAAACAGAAGAACUGAUCAGCAUCAUAGAAAGGGAGACCAUUGAAGUGGAAGACAUUAAAAGAAUAGUUGAAGUUGAUGAAGCUGUGGCAAACAAGGCAGCUCAGGAAGCAGAAGCUAUAAAGAUGGACUGUGAAGAGAAAUUGUCUAUCGCCAUGCCAGCUAUGAAUGCAGCAGUGUCAGCUUUGGAUACUUUGAAGCAAAAUGACAUCACUAUAGUCAAAACUAUGAGUAACCCUCCAUCUGGAGUCAAACUAGUUAUGGAAUCUAUUUGCAUCAUGAAGGGAAUCAAGCCAGAAAAGAAAACUGACCCCAAUGGAAAACAAUUUGAGGAUUAUUGGCCAGCUGCAAAAAAGAUGCUUGGAGAUCUCAAGUUCUUAGAGUCCUUAAAAGAAUAUGACAAAGAUCAUAUUCCUGCACCAAUCAUCAAGAAAAUCAGAGACAAGUACAUCACAAAUAAAGAUUUUGAUCCAUCCAUCAUUAAAAAUGUUUCCUCUGCCUGUGAAGGUCUUUGCAAAUGGGUCAAAGCCAUUGAUGUUUAUGACAGUGUAGUAAAAGUUGUAGCACCCAAACGAGAAAGCCUGAUAGCAGCUGAAGCAGUCCUAAAUGAACAAAUGGAAAAGCUCAAAGUGAAACAAGCUGAAUUAAAGGGUGUGACAGAUAAACUACAGACACUUAAUGACCACUUAGCACAGAAACAGAUUGAAAAACAGAACCUGGAAGACAAUAUUGAAAUGACAAAGAUUAAAAUUGAUCGAGCCAAUAAAUUGAUUAAUGGACUUGGUGGGGAGAAAGACAGGUGGACACAGAAUGUUGACCAACUAAGUGCCACCUAUGAUAAUAUUAUUGGGGAUGUGUUAUUGUCUGCUGGAAUAGUUGCCUACCUUGGAGCUUUCAUAUUGGACUUUAGACAGAGCUGUAUACAAGGAUGGUAUCAACUGUGUCAACAUAAAAAUAUUCCAGUGUCUGAAUUAUUUUCUCUGUCGAACACACUGGGUGAUCCUGUCAAAAUAAGAGACUGGCAGAUAGCUGGACUCCCUGCUGACCAGUAUUCUGUAGACAAUGCUAUCAUUGUGACAUUUUCCAAUCGCUGGCCACUGAUGAUAGACCCACAGAGUCAAGCCAAUAAGUGGGUCAAAAAUAUGGAGAGAGCUAACAAACUAGAGGUCAUCAAACUCAGUAAUCCAAAUUUUUUAAGAACUUUAGAAAAUUGUAUACAGUUUGGUAAUCCAUGCCUACUUGAAAAUAUUGGUGAAGAAUUAGAUCCAAUUUUAGAAUCAGUUUUACUUCGACAAACUUUUAAACAGAACAACAUGGAGUACAUCCGAUUAGGAGAUUCCCUCAUUGAAUACAGUCAAGAUUUUAAAUUUUAUAUUACUACCUGCCUACGUAAUCCUCACUAUCUUCCUGAAGUCUCUGUCAAGGUUACUUUGAUCAAUUUUAUGAUCACACCUGCUGGACUAGAGGAUCAACUUUUGGGACUUGUGGCAGCCAAAGAGAAACCAGAUCUAGAAGAGAAGAAGAAUAAUCUCAUCCUUGAAAGUGCACACAACAGACAUCAAUUGAAAGAUAUUGAAGAUAAAAUUUUGGAAGUUUUGUCAAUGUCCAAAGGCAAUAUACUAGAAGAUGAAACAGCAAUUGAAAUAUUGUCGUCAAGUAAAGCACUUUCCAUAGAGAUCUCUGAAAAACAAAAGAUUGCUACAAAAACUGAAGAAGAGAUAGAUGUGACAAGAAAUGGUUAUAAGCCUGUGGCUAAACAUGGAAGCAUACUAUUCUUCACCAUAUCUGACUUAGCCAACAUUGACCCAAUGUAUCAGUACUCCUUAGCAUGGUUCAUUCAUCUCUAUUUACAGUCCAUUUCACACAGUGACCAUUCCACAGUGCUAGAAGAAAGAAUCCAGAAUCUGAACAGCCACUUUACAUACAGCAUUUAUAAAAAUGUAUGUAGAUCAUUGUUUGAGAAGGACAAACUUUUGUAUUCAUUUCUUCUGUGUAUUGGUCUGGCUAGGGGAAGAGGAGAAGUGGAUGGUCAAGAAUGGCGCUUUUUGCUAACAGGAGGUGUGGCCUUGGAGAAUCCUUUUUCUAAUCCAGCCCCUUCAUGGCUAUCUGAUAAAUCCUGGUCUGAAAUAGUGCGAGCGUCUCAGCUACCAGCCUUUAAGGGCUUUAUGGAAAUGGUGCAAAACUCUCCUAACAAAUGGAAAAGUUUGUAUGACUCUGCUAGCCCACAAGAAGAAAAAUACACUCAGCUGUUUGGAAGUAGUUUAACAAAGUUACAGGAGCUGAUAGUUUUGAGAUGUCUCCGACCUGAUAAGAUGAUUCCUGCAAUACAGAACUUUAUUGUUGGACAAAUGGGCCAGAAGUAUAUAGAACCUCCAACUUUUGAUCUCUCACUUUGCUAUGAAGAUUCAAGUUUCUUCUCUCCUCUGAUAUUUGUCCUGUCCCCUGGAGCAGAUCCUAUGGCCAGUUUGUAUCGGUUCGCAGAAGAAAAAGGCAUGCUACCUGCGUCUGGAGCCCAGUCUGUAACUGAUACUAAUUUAAACAGUGGACAAGAAUUGUUGAAAGAUAUAGGGGAGGGCAAAGCCAGAAAUAAAUUGCAAACAAUAUCUUUAGGACAAGGUCAAGGUCCAAUAGCUGAACGUUUAAUUUUAGAAGCUGCAGAGUCUGGCACCUGGGUUGUUCUUCAGAAUUGUCAUUUGGCAGCAUCAUGGCUUCCAGAACUUGAGCGUAUAUGUGAAACUAUACUAACUGAUGCUGAUGUUACAAGAGAUACAUUCCGACUGUGGCUGACUAGUUAUCCAUCAUCAAUAUUCCCUGUUUCAGUUCUACAGAAUGGUGUUAAAAUGACCAAUGAACCACCAAAAGGACUGAGGGCCAAUUUGCUGAGGUCAUAUCUGAAUGAUCCCAUCUCAAACACAGAGUUCUUUAAUAGUUCAAAUAAACCACAGGUGUUUCGGAAACUACUAUUUGGGCUUUGUUUUUUCCAUGCACUGGUUCAAGAAAGACGAAAAUUUGGACCACUGGGCUGGAAUAUUCCUUAUGAGUUUAAUGAAUCUGACCUACGAGUUUCAGUGCAGCAGUUACAGAUGUUUAUCAACAAGUAUGAGAAAACUCCACUGGAAGCUUUGAUCUAUUUGACUGGAGAGUGUAACUAUGGUGGUCGAGUGACAGAUGACCUAGAUAGGAGGUUACUUCUGUCACUACUCAAAAUUUUCUACUGUAGGAACACUAUUGAAGAUGAACAGUAUAGAUUUUCAGAUAGUGGACUUUAUUAUGUAACAGUUGAAGGAACGUAUGAACAUUCCCUGGAAUACAUUAGAAGUCUUCCUCUAGUUCCACAUCCAGAGGUCUUUGGUCUUCAUGAAAAUGCAGACAUCUCUAAAGAUCAACAAGAAACUCAGCUACUGUUUGAAAGCAUUGUUUUAACCUUACCUCGACAGACAUCAGGAGGAGGUAAAUCUUCUCAAGAAAUGAUUAAAGAGCUUGCACAAGAUAUUUUACAAAAAAUACCUCAAAAAUUUAACCUGGAAGAAAUUCAGGUAAAAUAUAAAGUCAAUUACAUGGAGUCAAUGAAUACUGUGUUAAUUCAAGAACUGAUUCGAUUCAACAAUCUGAUACAUGUUAUUCGAAACAGUCUUCAGGACAUCUGUAAAGCAAUCAAAGGACUUGUGGUGAUGUCAAAUGAGUUGGAAGAUGUGUUUGAUAGUAUGAUGGUUGGAAAGGUUCCAUCAAUGUGGCUUGCAAAGUCUUAUCCAUCCUUAAAACCCCUGGGUAGUUAUGUAACAGAUUUAAUCUCUCGGCUAGCUUUUUUCAAGGAAUGGAUCAAUGGCGGGACACCAACAAUAUUUUGGAUUUCUGGGUUUUAUUUCACUCAGUCAUUUUUAACUGGAGUUUUACAAAACUAUGCCAGAAGAUUUAAAAUACCCAUUGACCAUCUGAACUUUGAGUUUGAAGUCACUAAGUAUGAAACAAGUGUGCCACAAAAACCUGCUAAUGGAGCAUACAUCCGAGGGCUUUUUAUGGAAGGUGCUAGAUGGAGUCGACAAGAUCAUGUCAUUGCUGAAAGCUUACCCAAAAUUCUCUAUGAUCAAGUGCCUAUAAUUUGGUUGAAGCCAUGUGAGCGAAGCAAGCUAGUAGAGAAAAGCUAUUACAGUUGCCCAGUGUAUAAAACAAGUGCAAGGCGUGGAGUCCUGUCCACUACAGGCCAUUCUACCAAUUAUGUGCUGACCAUGACUUUACCCAGUGAUAAACCAGAGAGUCAUUGGAUAAACAGAGGUGUAGCUUUACUGUGUCAGCUGGAUGAUUAAUUGACUCAAAUGAUAUUAGGUUUUGUUUAUUAGUAGGAUUUAUGAAUGAAUGAAUCCUUCAAUGCUAUGUAUAUUAAGAAAUUUUUUUCAAUGUGUAUAUAUAAAAGACUGUGAUAACUUUUUCUUGUGCAUAUGUUUUUGCAUAGUUAAUGCUCAUUUUAAAAAUGUAGUAAUAUAUUUCAAGCAGUAAUUUAAACAUGUUUAUGUUAUUGUAUAUUGAAAACACACAAGCAACUGUACUUAGUAUAUCUGUAAAGUCCUUCUUUUCUCAUUACUUUUCACCAUGUGCCAAAAAGUUUAAUACAGCAUAUAAACUAGAGCUAGGACAAAAUCUAGAUAUUACUUCAAUACAAAAUGCAAUGCUUUUUUUUUCAUGUUUAAUUGCAGUUAUUGUUGAU
This is a messenger RNA of Biomphalaria glabrata, 13234 nucleotides long. Its product is annotated as dynein axonemal heavy chain 3-like. Gene Ontology annotation, biological process: microtubule-based movement. Gene Ontology annotation, molecular function: dynein intermediate chain binding; ATP hydrolysis activity; dynein light intermediate chain binding. NCBI's taxonomy places the organism in Eukaryota, Metazoa, Mollusca, Gastropoda, Planorbidae. The transcript is spliced from 89 exons. The coding region runs from base 231 to 12836 and encodes 4201 amino acids. Gene Ontology annotation, cellular component: dynein complex. The record is from RefSeq and is a predicted model, not a curated record.